GUGGUGUUUGGACAGGGGGCACCUGGGCACUGGGCCCUGUGGCCAGGGUGGGGUUGCAUCUGAGAGGGGAAGUGACGCUGAGGCAGGUAGGGAGGCCGGUAGGGAGGUGGGGGCGCUCCAGGCUCCUGUGAGGACAAGGAACCGAAAGAGGCACAGAGGAGGGGCCGGAAGUGGGGGUGUGCCCACAGGGCCUCCAGACCUGAGGCCGAGCAGCAGGAGGGCCCCCAGGUUUGCAUUUUUAGAUCACGCUGGGGCAGUGUGGAGAAUGUGAAGGCCUCUAGCUCCGCUCUGUGCCGGUUUGUCCUCAGUAGAGAAAAUCUGGGGAAUAGCACGUCCCACCUCGCCAGCCACGGCUGAUACUCCGACGUAUAGAGAGUCUGAUCUGUAAAACGGUGUCUCAUCGUGGGUACCGUACCCUCGAGUUUUUCAGAACACAGUAAACCAUUGCAACAGCCCCGAGUAUGGAGAUAACGUCCGUGUGGGGAGCUUGGAGCCGAGUUUCACGGCAGCUGACCUCUGCCCUCGGACGCACAGGGUCGGGCAGAGGGCACUUUCCCCGGCGAUGAGCUUUGCUUCUCCCACCUGUCUGAUUACCGCGUGGGCUUCGGCUGCGGUCCUUGGCAGAGUCCGUAGAACGGCAACACCAAGACUUCCAAAUGAACAACCGAAAGGAAGACAUGGAAAUCGCGUCCCACUACCGGCAGCUGCUCCGCGAGCUCAACGAGCAGAGGCAGCACGGCGUCCUGUGUGACGUCUGCGUCGUAGUUGAGGGCAAGGUCUUCAAGGCACACAAGAAUGUCCUGCUCGGCAGUAGCCGUUACUUCAAGACGCUUUACUGCCAGGUGCAGAAGACGUCCGACCAGGCCACGGUCACGCACCUGGACAUCGUCACGGCCCAGGGCUUCAAGGCCAUCAUCGACUUCAUGUACUCUGCCCACCUGGCCCUCACCAGCAGGAACGUCAUCGAGGUGAUGUCCGCGGCCAGCUUCCUGCAGAUGACGGACAUCGUGCAGGCCUGUCACGACUUCAUCAAGGCCGCCCUGGACAUCAGCAUCAAGCCGGAUGCCUCGGACGAGCUUUCCGAGUUUGAGAUCAGUGGCCCGCCCGGCAGCAGCACGGACGCGCUGAUCUCGGCCGUGAUGGCCGGAAGGAGCAUCUCCCCGUGGUUGGCUCGGCGCACGAGUCCUGCCAACUCUUCCGGAGACUCGGCCAUCGCCAGCUGCCACGAGGGAGGAAGCAGCUACGGGAAGGAGGACCAGGAGCCCAAGGCCGACGGUCCCGAGGACAUCUCUUCGCAGUCGCUGUGGCCUGGCGACGUGGGCUACGGGUCUCUGCGUGUCAAGGAAGAGCAGAUUUCACCGUCUCAUUACGGAGGGAGUGAGCUGCCUUCCGCCAGGGAUGGUGUGAUACAGAACUCUUUCUCAGAGCAGGCCGGAGGCGAUGGCUGGCAGCCCACGGGUCGCAGGAAGAAUCGGAAAAACAAGGAGACGGUCCGGCAUAUCACACAGCAGGUGGAGGACGAUAGCCGGGCCGGCUCCCCAGUGGCCUCCUUCCUUCCAACGUCUGGGUGGCCGUUCAGCAGCCGAGACUCAAGUGCGGACUUGACUGUCACUGAAGCCGGCAGCUCCGACAGCCGCGGGGAGAGGGCUGAGCUCUUCGGCCACGUGGACGAGGGUCUCCUGGGAGGAGAAGCCAGCUACCUGGGCCCGCCCCUGACGUCCGAGAAGGAGGAAGCUCUGCACCAGGCCACCGCCGUGGCCAACCUGCGGGCGGCCCUCCUGAGCAAGAACAGCUUGCUGUCUCUCAAGGCGGACGUGCUGGGGGACGACAGCUCCCUGCUGCUGGACUACCUGCCCAAAGGUGCCCACUCCCUGUCCCUCAACGAGUUCACGGUGAUCAGGAAGAAAUUCAAGUGCCCCUACUGCAGCUUCUCGGCCAUGCACCAGUGCAUCCUCAAGCGGCACAUGCGCUCCCACACGGGGGAGCGGCCCUACCCCUGCGAGAUCUGCGGCAAGAAGUUCACACGGCGGGAGCACAUGAAGCGGCACACGCUGGUCCACAGCAAGGACAAGAAGUACGUGUGCAAGUUGUGCAGCCGCGUGUUUAUGUCAGCCGCCAGCGUGGGCAUCAAGCACGGUUCACGGCGCCAUGGUGUAUGUGCCGACUGCGCGGGCCGAGGCGUGGCCGGGCCCCUGGAUGGCGGUGGCACUGAGGGCUCCCCUGAGCUGUUCCCUGGUGAUGGGCCCUACCUGGAGGACCCCGACGACCCGCGGGGGGAGGGCGAGGAGGAGCUGUGUGAGGACGAGGAUGAGGUGGGCCUGGCCCACGAGGACGCGCUGCUGGCGGCUGAGAAGGAGGACGAGGACUCGCCGCGGGGACCCGGCAGCCCCCCGGGGGCGCCCGACAAGGACUUCUCCUGGAUCUCCUAGGUCUCGGGCUGGGGGCGGGGGUCGUGGCAGAGCCACCCCUCCACUGUGCGUGUGCGUGCGUGUGUGCGUGUAUGCGUGUGUGUGUGCGUGUGUACGUGUGUUCCCCUAGGAAGGGUUCUGCUCUCGCCUGGGGCCAGGCCAUGCUGACCCCCCUUUAUCCUGCCCCUGCCCGCCAGACACACGCACAGAAACCGGCCCCGCGGGCUCCGAAGCAGGCAUGACCCCAGCAAGUAAGGGCUCCGGGACCGAACAGGACGUUGGGGGCACAGGGUGGGUUUGAGCAGAGGGAGAGCACACGUUCCCUCAUGUCUGCGGGGACAAAGGGAGGGUCCCCAGCAGGUACGUGUAGAUAGGGCAUCAAGGGAGCCCGUGUGGCCAGCCUGGCCUCGGGAUGCACGAUGGCCCGAUGGCCAGGUCGAGGUCAGGGCUGGUCGGGGUCAUGAGCGUGGUUCCUGAGGCCACUGGUCCGAGGGAUGUUAAGGAAAGUGUUGCAUACAUCCGAUGUCCAGUGCUGGAGUCUCCCCCCGCCCCCUGCUCUGCUCCCCCUUUCUCAGCAGCCUGGUCACUGCCUGUGGCCACCACUGCAGCCUUCCGCCGCUGUCGUGGCAGCCUGCAGAAUCCAGGUCCAGUGUACAGAAAGCCCCGUGGCCCUCCUGCCUCUGGGCUUUGGUGCUUCACACAACACAGCUGCAGAAGCCCCUGCAGGGGCCGAGGACUCCCAGGUGCUAUCUUCCAGUGGAGGCAGCCAGGUGGGGGCCGACGUGCCACGCUCCUUUGGUGCAGGGCUCAGCGCUCCCCACUGCUGGCCACUCAGGUCUCUUUGGGGCGCCUGGGCUCUUUGUUCCGCGUGCACUUCCUUGGGGAGCCCGGGGGCGGCCCCGUCCCCUCGGCUCUGCCGUCCUUCGUGCCCAGGCCACUCCUGCUGACCCCUCCUGGGCGCCCUUGCCUUGUUGCUGCUAACACUGGAGGUGGUGACCCUGACUGCCGUGUGCUGCUCACCUCUCCCCACGUGGGUAACCAAACUUUUUAAGUCAUCAGAGACGUAUCUGAGGUAGUUACAUACAAUUAUUUGUUUGGCAUUAUUUUUCCGACGUGACGAAACCUAGCGCUGUCUUUCCUUUAGCUUGUCAGUCCUUCUGUUGUCUUUGUUGAGGAGCUCACCGCCUCUUUACGACUCUGGUUUUUUCUGAGUGGAAAGCAAGGGCCCUGCGGUGAGGACCCUGCCUGGGGCCGCAGGACCCGCACUGGUCUGUCCCCUUCCCCGGUAAGGCUGUUCCCGACCUCACUUCACUACUCAGACAUUCCGUCCUGCGCCCGCACGGCUCGGGGGCAGGCAGGGCCCCUUGCACACGGGCUCCUCGGCUCAGCACGAGCCCCGCUGAAGACAGUGUUCUCACAUUCUCUUUUCCACGACCAGGCUGUAGUCGUCGUGUCACAGCUAUUCUUUUUAGGUGGAAAAAGGAGAAUCCCACAAGCCCCUAAUUUAGGUUCCGGUGGCGGCCUGGAGCGCUUGGCUCCGCGGCUGCUGUGGGGACGUGGGGAGCCCUCGUGGGCUGCGCUGCCCGCUCUUCCUGACACUGGGGGGAGGGGGGCAAGGCCAGUGCGAGGGGCUCUGGGACACACUUCCCUUGCUGCCUUCACCAGUGAGGCCCCGGGCUGCACCCCUCCCAGGGCCCUCCGAACUGUGUACCUCCCCGACUUUCUGACCCCUUUUCUAAACAGACCUACUUUCUUAUAAAUGUAUUUGGAAACCAGACCUUUGCUGCCAACAGUGUCUCUGGGUUUUGUACUGGUCCCACUGCUCAGGCCGUCCUGCCCACGCCCUGGGCCACCUCUGCCUCCGCACUCAGGACAUCUCGCUCUUUCUGACCCGCUCGCUCCCUGCUCUGGACCACCCUUGCUGACCUUUCUGGGGGGUCUCUGUCAGUGCCACAGGGGCAUUCUCUUCCUUAAAACCAAUACUGUACUGGAAAACCAAGGGCCCCACUCCUGCCCCCCAAGCUCGCCAGGCGUGUGCUGCGCAGGCUCGCCCUCCCACGCAGCUUGCCGCCGAUGGAGCCGGACGCAUCCCCUCUCAGGAGGCGUGGAGGGAAAAGACGUGUAAUGAAGGGUUUUUUUACGUGACUGGUUUUUUUUUUUAAAUCAAUGUUUAAACUAAUAAAUAUUUUUUUAUGAAGAGGAAAAAAAUGUGUAGAUUACAUUUCACGUUUUGUACUUUUUUGUUUGUGUCUGUCUGUAUUUUGGUGUUUGCAACACCAAAGUGGAAAAUGCAGUCCAUUGAGUGGUGAGUUCUUCGGGGUGGGGGGCAGGGAGCCCGUAUGACUUUUGUAUCAAGCUCUGGAUCCUGACCAGGUUGUGUAUUUGGACUCUGGGUUUUGGGGAACAGUCAUAACACUGCCAGGACUGAAUAGGGACCUCGACUCAAGAGACACGGCUACUCCUUCCAACUUUGCACAUCUUCCUUUUUAAAAACGAAUCUCUGAGAAAAUGCAGAAACUGGAACUUUUUGCAAUAUGAUGAAAGAUAAUCUUAUUUUCGCUCAUUCUGUGUGACAUGUGCAACGCUUAAGAAAGCCAUACUUGUUGUUUUUAUUUUUUAGAUUCUAUAUUGUGUUUUGUAUGUGGCCCUUUCAGAACUACUCGUAGUGAGGGUGCUGUGUGUGCUUUUCUUAAAUAUUUAUUUUUUCAACAUGCUUUCAACCUGUCAACAAAAACAAAAAACAGACAAAAAAGGGCAGUGUUUGAAAAUUGGUUUUUUUUCCCCUUGGGGAUAAUCUAUAUUAUAUCAACUUUAUAAUAUCAUAAA
This is a messenger RNA of Ailuropoda melanoleuca (giant panda), 5234 nucleotides long. It is a transcript of the gene ZBTB46, whose product is annotated as zinc finger and BTB domain containing 46. The record is from RefSeq and is a predicted model, not a curated record. Gene Ontology annotation, molecular function: RNA polymerase II cis-regulatory region sequence-specific DNA binding; DNA-binding transcription factor activity, RNA polymerase II-specific; protein binding. Gene Ontology annotation, biological process: regulation of transcription by RNA polymerase II. Lineage: Eukaryota; Metazoa; Chordata; Mammalia; Carnivora; Ursidae. The transcript has 5 exons. Bases 657 to 2429 code for a protein of 590 amino acids.